Messenger RNA from Caenorhabditis briggsae, 729 nucleotides. The record is from RefSeq and is a predicted model, not a curated record. The transcript is spliced from 5 exons. Bases 1 to 729 code for a protein of 242 amino acids. Lineage: Eukaryota; Metazoa; Nematoda; Chromadorea; Rhabditida; Rhabditidae.
AUGUUUUUUUGGCUGCUCUUCGUUUUUUCCGUUCUACCUCUUGGCCAACUGCAGGUGUUUGAGGGUUCUGGAGAAGAGAAUCUCGUGGACGAGUAUUGGUUGCAAAGACUGAUCGAGACAGUGCAAAUCCCGCAUUAUUUGACACAGAAAGCUUAUCAGCUUGCUGAGAACUCGAAACUUGAUGUUGAUGAGGAAGAACUUUUAACACUGGAUGCUUCGGUUCCAGAUCAUGCCAAAGAAAUAUUCACCAGAGAAAUCAUCGAAGCUUCUGAAGAAAGUCAGGAAUCACUGGUGAACGCUACCGAGAAGCUGAUGUCCGUUGUGUACUUUGCUUUCAGGCCUUUCGGUUGUGAUCAGGAUAACAUUUGGCCAAGUGUUUACAAUAUGUCAUCUGACAACUUGAAUUGCAUUGCUUUCACGUUGUUGCAGAAAGUUUAUGACAAGUCGGAAUUUACACGAAAGUAUCUGGCGAGAGCAAUUCACUUUGGCAUCACGAGCAAAGCACCAAUUGAUCACAGGAUUCAUGAAAUGCUUGUCUACCAAUAUCUUCUCCCUAACUUGGACCGUGUCUGGUUCAACAGCAUGAAAAUCCAGCUGAAAAAUAGUUUCUGGAACGAGCAGGAGUUCACAAAAACACCCACCUACGAAGAUGACAGUUUCUUCUGUGGUUCUAUGCCAUUCACAGAUGAAGUUCAGGACAAAAUCAAUUAUUAUUACACAAGUCGAUGA